AUGCUUCUACGAAGCUCGUCCACGCCGAUUCUGAACUCGCGAAUCCCUAACCCCAAUCCAACCCCAAACCCGAAGGAUUCGCCUCACGAACACGAAAUCUUUCACCGGAUCCCGCGGACGCGCUCCCUCAUGCUGUCGGCUUCGUCGAAUUCGCUAUCGCCAGUCGACGCUUCCCCAUGCAGAAUGACGCGGGCGCUGUCGGAGACCGAUCUCUCCGCGUGGUCCAAAACGGCGUCGUUCGGCUCCGCUCUUUUUUCAUUCACCGAGUCUGACGAAAACGAGAGCGUGUCCGCAGAAGGCGGCGGAAGUGGCGGCGGCGGCGGUGGCGGACGGGACAACGGUGACGGCGGAGGGUCGGGGUUUUCGGAUUCGAAUAAUGGAAACGAUAGCACGGACUUGUAUUACCGGACGAUGAUCGAAGCCAAUCCAGGGAACUCUCUGUUUCUUGGGAACUACGCGAGGUACUUGAAAGAGGUUCAAGGGGACUAUGUGAAAGCAGAGGAGUAUUGUGGGAGAGCGAUAUUGGCGAAUCCGAAUGAUGGGAAGGUGCUGUCGAUGUAUGCAGACUUGAUAUGGGAGAGCCACAAGGAUGCUUCACGUGCCGAGACUUAUUUUGAUCAAGCAGUUAAAGCUGCACCUGAUGACUGUUAUGUUCUGGCAUCCUAUGCUCAUUUUCUGUGGGACGCUGAGGAGGAAGAUCUAGAAGAAGGAGAAGAUUCCUAUGAGAAAUCUGGCGGUUUCGUACAUGGUGUUGGUCCACCCCCUUCUCCUUUAACUGCUUCCACUGGUAACCCUCCUCCAACCCUUGCCAUUCAGCCUUUAGAAGCUUUUGAAAUGUUGAUCACAAAUGGAAAUCUUGCCAAGGAGGGAGCAAGACAGCUGGAAUUUUUCGAAUUUUGGAUUGAUCUAGGUUUAGGGAAGAGGAAACUUUUUGGCAUUUGUGGCAAGGAGAUGUUGCUUCUAUUAAUGCAGUUCUUAGCUUCCAUUCAGUUGAUGGUUAAAGUACAUUUCUAA
Molecule: messenger RNA, 1014 nt
Organism: Sphenostylis stenocarpa
Lineage: Eukaryota; Viridiplantae; Streptophyta; Magnoliopsida; Fabales; Fabaceae
Source: the annotation of a GenBank genome assembly